This is a messenger RNA of Cladophialophora psammophila CBS 110553, 1575 nucleotides long. RefSeq lists its product as uncharacterized. Lineage: Eukaryota; Fungi; Ascomycota; Eurotiomycetes; Chaetothyriales; Herpotrichiellaceae. The transcript is spliced from 2 exons. The record is from RefSeq and is a predicted model, not a curated record. Gene Ontology annotation, biological process: regulation of DNA-templated transcription. Bases 1 to 1575 code for a protein of 524 amino acids. Gene Ontology annotation, molecular function: DNA-binding transcription factor activity, RNA polymerase II-specific; zinc ion binding.
AUGGCUACACCAAAACUAGCUCGAAUUGGAGGCAGCAAGGUUCGCAGCGGUUGUGUGACAUGCAAGCAGAGACACAUAAAGUGCGACGAGGGGCGACCACACUGCCAGAGGUGCAUUCGAAGCAAACGAGAAUGCAAAGGUUAUGUCGACCCGGUCCAAAGCAAAAAGCCGGCCAGAGAGGGACAGGCGUUCGUCGUCUACGUCCCGGAUCCCCCUUACUCGAUCACCUCUCUUCCAAACAUGGAUUGGAGGGAAAAGCGGUCUUUCAAUUUCUUUCAGAACCGAACAGCUGGUGAAUUGGCAGGAUACUUCCGCCCUGAGUUGUGGUCUAGAUUCAUUUUGACUACGGCGCACCAUGAAGAUGCUAUCAAGCACGCAGUGAUAUCCAUCGGCGGUCUGCAUGAACUCUUCCUGCGUCCUUCCCCACCUACAGAUCCCGCUUUGCUUGCAUUUGCCAUGCAGCACUACGGCAGAGCCAUGCAGCAUGUGGUUAAACUCGAUACGAGCAAAUCAGCACGGGCGGUUGAUGUUGCGUUGACUGUGUCAGUCCUCUUCGCCUGCAUCGAGAUUCUCCGAAAACACUUUGUCUCUUCCCUGAGUCACAUAUACUCUGGCAUGAAGAUAUUAGCAGAGUUGGCUCGUCGCUCGGAAGACACGCCCGAACACUACCUGCCGAGGGAUCUCCUAGUCCAAAUGUACCUGAGACUAGACACCCAGGUCAUGGAGUUUGGGAAGGAUGGUUUCCAAGCCCCUCCCGCCUUUGCGAUUACUUCAGUCAGUCCUGUGCCUGCCACAUUCACUGAUACGGAUGAGGCCCGGUCGUCCUUUGAAAUGUGCCGUUAUCAGAUACUGCACUUUGUGCGCAGUAUCCAAGCCGUGAAAAGAGAGUGUGAUUCACCCAGCGGAUGUCUCCAGGACUUCGACGGAAGAUACCAAGUGCUUCGGCAGCACUUCAGCGAAUGGGGAAUGGCUUUUGAGCGCAUGAUGCAAAGAAAACGAAGUCACGACCUUGCCGUGCUAACCCUCAAAGCCUCGAGAAUUGCCCUCGAUGUAAUUCUGAGCGCAUGCCUGGAACACAAUGAGAUGGUUUUCGACCUUUUUACAGACAAAUUCAGGGAAUUGCUCGUUAUUGGGGACGAGAUAGUGCUGAGGAUGCUACAGGACACCAGGCCCCGAAGACCAUCUCAAGGUGUGGAAAUCACCUGCGAAAAUAAUAGACACGGUGCUUCCGCCCCGAAGCAAGACCAUCACAUUGAGCCUGUUCUAUCCAUGAACCUUGGAAUCGUGUCGCAUCUAUACAUGGUGGCAACGAGGUGUCGAGAGCCGGAUAUCCGACACAAGUCUUUAGAUUUGUUGAAGACCAUCAAAAGGCGGGAAGGGAUCUGUGACAGUGAGAUGCUAGCAGCCUUUGCGGAAAAGCUGGUUAUAGAAGAAGAAGAGGGAGCCCGAAGCCACAUGCAGGCCGUGCACACCAACAACAAAGGGCGGAUUGAUCUUCAUUCGUCGAGUCAAAUCCCGGAGACGGUCAGAAUCCAACUCUCAGAACGCCGACCGCGAGAUCUUGAUGCGAUAUGA